AUGUCCGAAUCAUUUUAUACCUCUUCGCCUGGCGCAGGGAUCCCCCCCAGCGCCACGCAAACCUCACCACCACCGCCAACAUCACCUACGACCACGGGGGCGGCACCACCACCUCCACCACCCAAACCCAUUUCGCAUAUCUCACAGAGCGCAAACCCCAGUCGAUCUGGCACACCGAUUCUGUCGUCAACACCUACAACAGUUGCUGCACAAGUAGCUGAAGUGACGAACUCGCCUCGGCCCCAACCACCUCUCCCAACGACACAGUCAUCAACCUCAAGGCCGACGCCACCUACCCUACCGCAACAAUCACAUACUCCCAUUCCGCCUCCAUCCCUCUCCGACCGCUGGAUCCCACCUCAGCUUCAGGACAAGCCGAUUAGCGAGCUCCAUCCACUUGUCAACAAUCCUUCUCUCAUUGCCUCGUUGGCGUCAACGCAUCCAUCAUACGCAUCUUCUCUCGCCCCGCUCCAGGAUGCAAUUCAAGCCAACAUCCAACUUGCGCAGCAAGUCACUCAACUUGAGAGCCAAGUGCGUCAGUUGAGAGAUGACACUGCGCAGUUAUUGUUGAAUCAUACUUCUUUACAGACGCAGUGGAGGAGGAAACAAAGUGACAUGGAUGAUGCAUUGUCCCCGUGGGGGCCUCGACAAAUGUAUCAGCGGUUACUGUCGAGUAUAAAUGAACAGGAAGCGUUAUUGAGAGCUAUGCACGAAAGUUUCCUGGAAGGCUCAAACGACGAUGACGCAUAUUACGGGGGUGGAAAUGGGAAGGCGACUGAAAAAGAGGUAACCGAGUGGGUUCGAAGAAUCAAGGAAGGCGCUACGACGCUAGAAAAAAGAAGAGAAAUGCGAGCAAGAUGGGAUGAAGGAAGAGUUGGUGGUUGGAGGUGA
This is a messenger RNA of Rhinocladiella mackenziei CBS 650.93, 891 nucleotides long. RefSeq lists its product as uncharacterized. NCBI's taxonomy places the organism in Eukaryota, Fungi, Ascomycota, Eurotiomycetes, Chaetothyriales, Herpotrichiellaceae. The record is from RefSeq and is a predicted model, not a curated record. The transcript has a single exon. Bases 1 to 891 code for a protein of 296 amino acids. Gene Ontology annotation, biological process: ubiquitin-dependent protein catabolic process via the multivesicular body sorting pathway; protein targeting to vacuole; protein targeting to membrane. Gene Ontology annotation, cellular component: ESCRT I complex.